AUGCAGCAAUCAUCUGCCAAGUCUGUGGUGGAUAGUUGGAUAUCUAGUUCCGAUUCGGAGCAAGAACAUAACAAAACGAGACACCAGGAUGUGGUGAAUAAAAUUUUCACUUCACAACAACAAGUUCCAGGAAAACAUCAUCAAAAUAGACGAAUGGGUCUCCAAGCCGAUAAACUUUCAACCGAAACCUUGAAACAGCAGCAGAAAAACAGGAUUGAUAAAAUCAAUAGCGAUUUGAAAUUUCAAAUUUUAAAAAAACAUGAUGUGAGAAAACGAAAAAAGAGAAAAGGAGAAAUUAUUGAUUAUGGAGAAGAAGAGGAAGAAACACAACAAACAAAUGCGUCUUCUUCUUCAACAAAUAAUGAUAUCACUAAUCAACACAGUUCUUUGAAGCGUAAGAAUGUAGAUCAAAAAAACAGUGAAGACGAUGAAGGAGAAACCAAACUAAAACAUAUUACGAAAAAGAAAAAACUUAAAAAGAAAAAAAAGUAUGAUUGA
Molecule: messenger RNA, 498 nt
Organism: Naegleria fowleri
Lineage: Eukaryota; Heterolobosea; Eutetramitea; Acrasida; Naegleriidae
Exons: 1
Coding region: 1-498 (165 amino acids)
Source: RefSeq, a predicted model, not a curated record